AUGUCCCGCCUGGACUGGGCCCGUAACGCGGCGGGGCUGCGCCAGGCCGCUUACUGGAAGGGCACGCUCCACCCCCGCCCCACGGUGGACUGGUACCUGGACCGCGUGAGCCACGCAGCGGAGGCGGCGCUGCGCGCGCUGGGCGGCGAGGCGCCGCUCACCCUGCUGGCGCACUCCGCCGGCGGCUGGCUGGGGCGCGUGUACUUGGGCGCGCGCCCGCCCGCAGCGCAUCGCGUGGACGCGUAUGUGAGCCUGGGCUCGCCCCAGGCCCCGCCCCCGGACGGCACCUUUGACCAGACCCGGGGUAUCCUGCGCGCCGUGGAGGAGGCCUACCCUGGCGCCCACGAGCCUGGCGUCGCCUACACCACGGUGCUGGACCACUGGGUCGGCGGCGUCUGGGGCUGGCGCGGCGAGGGGGCGGGAGAGGCGUGA
Messenger RNA from Auxenochlorella protothecoides, 432 nucleotides. RefSeq lists its product as hypothetical. The transcript is spliced from 3 exons. The record is from RefSeq and is a predicted model, not a curated record. NCBI's taxonomy places the organism in Eukaryota, Viridiplantae, Chlorophyta, Trebouxiophyceae, Chlorellales, Chlorellaceae. Bases 1 to 432 code for a protein of 143 amino acids.